GCUGGGCACCUGCUCCAAGGGGACGGAGGGGCCCCCCGGAGCCAUGUGAGCCAGGUCUCUGAGGGAGCCUGAGACCCGAGGGAUGGGUAGCACCCUGGAGCCCCCCGCGGCCGCCUACCUGCACCUGGGCGCCGUGACGUCCCCCGUGGGCACCACGCGCGUCCUGCAGCUGGCCUUCGGCUGCACCACCUUCAGCCUGGUGGCCCACCGGGGCGGCUUCCAGGGCGUGCAGGGCACCUUCUGCCUGGCCGCCUGGGUCUUCUGCUUUGCCCUGUCGGGGCUGGUGCUGCUGUGUGAGCUCACGCGGCUGCAGGGCUGCCUGCGCCUGUCCUGGGGCAACUUCACAGCGGCGGGUGCCAUGCUGGCCACGCUGCUGUCAGCCACGGCAGCCGUGCUCUACCCACUCUACUUCACCCGCCUCUCCUGCCCGCCCGGGCCCUACGGCUGCACGGCCCGGGACUUCCGUCUGGCGGCCAGCGUGUUCGCGGCGCUGCUCUUCCUGGCCUACGCGGCCGAGGUGGUGCUGACCCGGGCUCGGCCCGGCCAGGUGGCCAGCUACAUGGCCACAGUGUCGGGGCUGCUGAAGAUCGUCCAGGCUUUCGUGGCCUGCAUCAUCUUCGGGGCACUGGCCCACGACAGCCACUACGGGCGCUAUGCGGCCACGCAGUGGUGUGUGGCCGUCUACAGCCUGUGCUUCCUGGCUACAGUGGCCGUGGUGGCCCUGAGCGUGCUGGGCCGCGUGGGGGCCCCAGGCUGUGCCUUCGAACGCCUGGUGGUGCUCUACGCACUGCUGGCCACGCUCCUGUACCUCAGCGCCGCUGUCAUCUGGCCUGUCUUCUCCUUCGACCCCAAGUACGGCCGCCCUGUGCGACCGCCCGACUGUGUGCAGGACCACUGCGCCUGGGACAGCCAACUGGUGGUGGCCGUUUGCACCUAUGUCAACCUGCUGCUCUACGUCGCGGAUCUCGCUUACUCCCAGAGACUGCAUUUCGUGCCUGCCCCGUAGCCCCACCAGGUGAAUUGCGAACCCAGGACCGGAGAGGGUGGGUGGGGAGCUGAGGGGUCUGGAGACAGAAACAACCACUCUGUCUCAGUCUCCUGAAUAUACACUGAUGUACAAA
Messenger RNA from Suncus etruscus (white-toothed pygmy shrew), 1121 nucleotides. It is a transcript of the gene MYADML2, whose product is annotated as myeloid associated differentiation marker like 2. NCBI's taxonomy places the organism in Eukaryota, Metazoa, Chordata, Mammalia, Eulipotyphla, Soricidae. Bases 83 to 1006 code for a protein of 307 amino acids. Gene Ontology annotation, cellular component: membrane. The record is from RefSeq and is a predicted model, not a curated record. The transcript has a single exon.